Messenger RNA from Ambispora leptoticha, 2154 nucleotides. Lineage: Eukaryota; Fungi; Glomeromycota; Glomeromycetes; Archaeosporales; Ambisporaceae. The record is from the annotation of a GenBank genome assembly.
AUGGCCACCAUUACCACAUAUAAUACGGAGAUUUGCAGUGUUGAACCAUCCGCCUUUAAAUUUACUCUUGAAAAUAUCGAAGAUCCACAAUUUGAAACAAACGACCAGAAUGCACGUAAUGUGCUUUCAAGAGCUGCAUCACUUUUGUGCUCGGGAGAAGUCGUAGCCAUACCCACAGAAACGGUUUAUGGGCUAGCUGCGAACGCGCUUAGUUCACAAGGAGUUGGAAAAAUUUAUUCGACAAAAAAUCGACCAGCAGAUAAUCCACUAAUUGUGCAUAUUUCUUCACUGAAAAUGUUGCGCUCAAUUCUUCAAAAUGGACAAGAUAUACCAGCAAUUUACCUUCCACUUAUAAAGAAAUUUUGGCCUGGGCCUUUAACGAUACUUUUACCAAAAUCCAAUAUUAUACCUAACGAAGUCACUUGCAAUCAAAACACUGUUGCUAUUCGAUUUCCAUCUCACCCAAUCGCUCGUGCAUUAAUAACGGAAUGCGGGUUUCCCCUCGCAGCACCUUCCGCAAAUAUUUCUGGUCGACCUUCACCAACUUUAGGUAUACAUGUGCUCAAUGAUCUUGAUCGAAAAAUACCAAUGAUAAUUGACGGAGGUCAAUGUAAUUCAGGUGUAGAAUCUACGGUGCUUGAUGCGAUAAGUAAUCCCAAACAGCCAGUUAUUUUAAGACCAGGUGGAAUUACUUUCGAAGAUUUAGUUGUGAUGCCAGGGAUGAGUGAAUUAAAAGUGUACAAAAAAGAUUUUGUAGAUAAGAAUCUUGAAAGGGCACCAACUACCCCUGGAAUGAAAUAUAAACAUUAUUCACCAGACGCUAAAGUUAUUCUAAUUGAUGCAAUAAAAGAGGAAAAAAAAAUGCAAAUGGUCAUUGAGAGAGAAAUCAACGAAAUUAGAAAAGAAACCGGUAAAAAGCGAAUCGGACUAUUGAAAACUACUUUGAAGAAUCUUCCAACUGAAAUUGCUUAUUAUGCUUUCAUGAAUUAUAUUGAGAUUAACAAGAAUGACAAAAUCAUUAACUUUCAUCUAAAUUGUGCAAAUUAUGCUGAGGUUAACAAUCAUAAUAUUUUAAUUGAUUCUGCUAUUAUUAAAGAUAUGGAUUUGAUUUUUUAUCGUUUAGGUGAUUCGAUUAAGCACCCGGAAGAAAUUGCUCGCGAGCUAUUUAAAAGCAUGAGAUAUUUAGAUGAGUUAAAAGUAGACUAUAUAAUAGUAGAAGGAAUAUCUGAAAAGAAAGAAGGCCUAGCCAUAAUGAAUAGCCUGCCUGCUAUUGUCGACGAUAUGCGUACUUUAAGCGAUAUCAAGUUAAAUAUCGCAGAAGGCGCGGGCAAGACCGAUUAUUACGCACGGAAAAGACUUGUCGUUCAGGCCAAAAAUAAGUAUAAUUCGCCGAAAUAUCGAUUGGUGGUUCGAUUUACGAAUAAAGAUAUUGUUGUGCAGAUAAUUUAUGCAAAAUUACAGGGAGAUUUCGUGCUUGCUGCGGCUAAUUCACAUGAAUUGCCAAAAUAUGGUAUUAAAGUUGGACUAACAAAUUGGGCAGCAGCAUACGCCACAGGCUUGCUUGCUGCUCGACGUGUUUUAACGAACUUAAAGUUAGCCGACAAGUACGAAGGCGUCGUAGAACCAGACGGCACCAUCGCGCCAAUCCAACCACUUGAAGACGCACCGCGUCCAUUCAAAGCAUACCUGGACGUUGGUUUAAAACGCACAUCUACCGGCUCAAAAGUAUUUGCCGUGACGAAAGGUGCUUCUGAUGGUGGUAUUUUUAUUCCGCACUCGGAGAAUCGAUUCCCCGGCUACAGUGCCGAAACGAAAUCACUCGAUUCUGAAGUGCUACGAAAAUAUAUUUAUGGGGGGCAUGUGGCCGAUUAUAUGCGACUGCUGCAAGAGGAGGACGACGAUCGUUAUAAGCGUCAGUUCUCGCAGUUUAUUGAGAAGGGUGUUACAGCUGAUGAUUUAGAAGAUGUCUAUAAGAAUGCGCAUGCUAAGAUUAGGGCUGAUCCGUCGUUUACUCCCACUAAUAAAACGAAAGAUUACAAGACAGCGUUUGCUAAGUACCAUAAAAAACGGUUGAAUCUCAAACAACGUCGUAAUAAAGUUCAACAAAAGAUUGCGUCAUUUAAACGUGCACAAGCGGCCGAGGAGGAAGAAUAA